ACGACACUCCCCUUCGGCACCAGUCAGUUUCCCUAAUCUCCCCAAAACAGCUGAGGAUUUCCAGGCGUAGGGACCCCGGCCCAAUACGGUGAAUUACUAGCGAAGCGUCGGAGUCUACGGUGUUUUGAAAUGGCAAAAACGUACGAUUAUUUAUUCAAGCUGCUGCUCAUCGGAGACAGCGGAGUCGGCAAGACAUGUCUGCUGUUCAGGUUCAGCAAGGACUCCUUCAAUACCACCUUCAUAUCCGCAAUAGGAAUAGACUUCAAAAUCCGAACAAUAGAGCUGGAUGGAAAGAGAGUCAAUCUUCAAAUAUGGGACACUGCAGGAAAGGAGCGGUUUCGCACCAUCACCACAGCUUACUACAGAUGAGCAAUGGUGUUUGUACAUCACCCUGCACAUCCUCCCUAUUGGUUUAUUUCAUGUAUUUAAGGGUUGGAAUUGUUAUUUACAAGGAGGACUGUUUUUCUUCACAGGGCAUCAUGUUGGUCUAUGACAUCAGCAAUGAGAAGUCUUUUGAAAACAUAAAAAACUGGAUCAGAAAUAUUGAAGAGCACGCCUCGUCUGACGUGGAGAAGAUGAUACUGGGUAAUAAAUGCGACAUGUCCGACAGGCGACAGGUGUCCAAAGACAGAGGGGGAAAACUGGCUAUUGAUUAUGGAGUUAAGUUCUUGGAAACAAGUGAAAAGUCUAGUCUAAAUGUCCAAGAGGCUUUUUAUAACAUGGGAAGAGACAUAUUACAUAAUCUGAGCUCAAAGACAACUGACAACAACGCCGGAGGAUCAGGCAAACCUGUCAAGAUCACCGAGAAGAAGUCGACGAGGAUAAAAUUCUUCAAGUGUACACUCCUCUAAGCGGAUCAUCUCUAGUGUUCACAGCUCUAGAGGGACUUUUGCCGUUUCUGACCCGCCUCCCGGGCGUCCUCCCAGCAGCGAGCGCAGUGGUAAUAUGAGAGUUCCUCACCGCCAGCUGAAGCUCACGGGUUCACCGGCGGUCGUGAUGCCAUCCUGAUCGGCUUUGAGAGGAUCAAUAAGGACUCAGGCCUGAUACUGUAUAUCCUCUCAUUCAAAAGACCUGUGUGUGAUUGUCAGAAUUAGUUUUUAACGGGUUCUGCGGAGUCUGCUCACAGGAGGCAGAGAUAAUACCUCUGUUGGAUGUCCAGAGCAUUGUCUUUAUCUAAUAUAAUACAAUUCCACCUAGUUGUCUUAUAAAUAGGGGGGAAAAAAACAAAAAUGCAGAUUAUUUCAUAAAUUGUAGCAUCAUUUUAUACACUCGAUAUACUAUUAAAUCUAUGCAGUAUUGAU
Gasterosteus aculeatus aculeatus (three-spined stickleback) is the source of this 1301-nucleotide messenger RNA. Its product is annotated as ras-related protein Rab-8B-like. Lineage: Eukaryota; Metazoa; Chordata; Actinopteri; Perciformes; Gasterosteidae. Gene Ontology annotation, molecular function: GTPase activity; GTP binding. The record is from RefSeq and is a predicted model, not a curated record.